AGCAGUAGACUUCGCACUCUUCCUCCUUUGGCUGAUUACGAAAAUACCCCCAGCUUAUAUAAAUUGAUGGAGAAGGUAGGUUUUUUCUUUUCUGCUCUUGUUCUCUCUCCACCUUUGUUCGUCUUCUCGGAGGGAGAAAGCAACAGCAGAAGCAGCGGCUAGCGACAGCUUCAGCUUCAUAAUCAGUGAACAUGGCAGACAAGGCAGUUACCAUUCGAACUAGGAAAUUUAUGACGAACCGUCUCCUCUCGAGGAAGCAGUUUGUCAUUGACGUUUUGCAUCCUGGAAGAGCUAAUGUAUCUAAGGCGGAGCUGAAAGAAAAACUUGGUAGGAUAUAUGAGGUGAAGGACCCAAAUGCUAUCUUUGUAUUCAAAUUCCGCACCCAUUUUGGUGGGGGCAAAUCAACUGGUUUUGGUCUGAUUUACGAUUCUGUUGAGAAUGCCAAGAAGUUUGAGCCCAAAUACAGGCUCAUCAGGAAUGGGCUAGCUACCAAGGUGGAGAAAUCAAGGAAACAGAUGAAGGAAAGGAAGAACAGAGCAAAGAAAAUCCGUGGUAUUAAGAAGACCAAGGCUGGAGAUGCGGCCAAGGCAGGGAAGAAGAAAUGAUGUGCUGCUUUGGAAAGUGGACCUUGUUUGAUCAACUUGGCAGUGGAGCUGGUUUAGAUGGGCAUGGUUUGUUGAUGCAAUUCCUGCAACCAUUGGUUUUUUUUUUUUCCGUAGCCCAUACUGCUCCUUGAACAUUCAAGUUACUGCAGGCAUGGUUUGCAAUGCUCUGGUGGUGUCUGCAUGUCUUCACCCACACCCAUUCCAUUACAUGUGAAUGCACGGUCAUGUAUUGGUGCAUGGUCGUCCUGUGGUUCCUAAUGAUAUCUGGAUAGUUAAUGGGCAAAAUGGUAUAAUUUAUGAGGCCAUGCUGGCCACUACCACGCUGCUAUAUCACCACCAUAGCUUCUCAAGCACCUAACGCUCUACCAAGGAAACCUGUUUUUAGAAGCUAAUGCGACUCUCCUAUCCCGUGACCAAGUCUUCCAAGUUUCAGCAAUAUUUUCUGUAUCACCACUUCAGUGAUACUGAUAACACUGUUUAAAAAAUUUCAGGUGUUGGGGAUGUA
Molecule: messenger RNA, 1110 nt
Organism: Magnolia sinica
Lineage: Eukaryota; Viridiplantae; Streptophyta; Magnoliopsida; Magnoliales; Magnoliaceae
Product: small ribosomal subunit protein eS24z
Exons: 7
Coding region: 192-605 (137 amino acids)
Biological process (GO): translation
Cellular component (GO): ribosome
Molecular function (GO): structural constituent of ribosome
Source: RefSeq, a predicted model, not a curated record